AGCACAAGUGCAACGACUUCCCAUGACGAAUGGCAAAUAUCUCCUGACUGUCUUCUUCCUCUAUUUCCAUCCUUCUCUCCCCUCCUUCUCCCUUUCAUUGAAUUCAUUUGUCUUUCUUCCUGCUUGAUUACCUCCCCACCCCCUAAUAGUGCCGUCAUGUCGCUCAAUCCCGAGCCCUCGCAGCCGGAUGAGCGCGCUGAGCACCAUCUCGCGCCCAAGUCGUACGCCGACGCUGCCGAAGAGGCUCUGCAACCGCCACAGUCUCAUCAAACCAAUGGAGAUGCUGCCCAGCUCAACCCCGAACCAUCGCAGCCCGGCGAGCGCGCUUCUCACCACCUCCCCCCAAAGUCUUACGCCGAAGCUGCUGACGAGCCCGCCAUCGACCAGGCCGAUGGCCACCAUUCCACCCCACCACCACCGGCGACGUUGAAAAUCACGACCAAAGGCGACGGCCUUGUACAGACGACGCAUCGCGAUAACACGGAACAGUAUGAAGGCACCGGUCUGGAAGAUGGCCCUCGGAGCCCCGAACGUGGCCAUCGUAGGAAGACGUCGCUCAAGUCCAAUGGCUCCAUUGGCCGCAAGCAUGGCGAGGUCAUCUUCCAGGACCAGAGCGACGAUAUCGAAGUAUAUCAGAAACAUGAAGGGCGCAACGGCAACACCCUGACCAGUGUGAGGGUCCAGGAUCCCUACGAGAAGGACACCCGCACCGACGUGAAGAAGAAGCCUUCCAAGCGCAGAAACUCUGAACUCAAGUCAGGUCGCGAAGCUGGUGCGGGCUGGCAUACGAGCAAAAUACGAUUUGCUCCCCUCAACGUCCCACUCCAACGUCGCCUGCAGACGCUUGCUGUCCUGAUGCACACUCUCUCCAUCGUCGGUCUCAUGGGCAUCUUCUUCCUUCUCUGCGCCAUUCCUCUUCUGUGGCCCAUCCUCCUCCCUUACACCCUGUUUGUGCUUUUCUCCAACGCUGGCAGCUCAGGCGAACUCUCGUACCGCAGCAAGAGAUGGCGCAACGCCAAAGUCUGGUCGCUCUUUGCUUCCUACUUUCCCGCCCGUCUGCACCGUUCUCAGGAACUGGAGCCUACCCGCAAGUACAUCUUUGGUUACCAUCCUCACGGAAUCAUAUCUCACGGUGCUUUUGCUGCCUUCGCUACCGAAGCAUUGGGCUUCUCCCAGCUGUUCCCCGGCAUCACGAAUACCCUGCUCACGCUCGAGGGCAAUUUCAAGAUGCCUCUCUAUCGGGAGUAUGCGUUGCGCAUGGGAAUGGCCUCGGUAUCGCGUGAGUCUUGCGAGAAGAUUCUCUCCAAAGGCGGUAGGAACGGGGAGGGCAUGGGUAGGGCUAUUACCAUUGUGGUCGGUGGCGCUCGCGAGUCGUUGGAGUCAAGGCCCGGUACCAUGCAUCUGGUUCUCAAUCGCCGCCAGGGUUUCGUGAAAUUGGCUAUCCGCAACGGAGCUGAUCUUGUACCUGUGGUGGGUUUCGGCGAGAAUGAGCUAUACGAGCAGCUAGAUCCCCACCAUCAUCCCUGGAUAUACAAGUUUCAAAUGCUUGUCAAGAAGAUCAUGGGCUGGACCGUCCCAAUCUUCCACGCUCGAGGCAUCUUCAACUACGAUGUUGGCAUGAUGCCUUAUCGAAGACCCAUGAAUAUCGUCGUGGGACGACCGAUCAGGGUCGAGCAAGCUAAAAACCCCGACAAGCAAUACGUCGACAGCGUGCACAAACAGUACAUUGACGAGCUGUUGCGUCUAUGGAACGAGCACAAGGACGAAUUUGCUCCACGCAGGACCGAGGAUCUGGACAUCAUCGAGUAA
Periconia digitata is the source of this 1809-nucleotide messenger RNA. The record is from the annotation of a GenBank genome assembly. Lineage: Eukaryota; Fungi; Ascomycota; Dothideomycetes; Pleosporales; Periconiaceae.